AUAAUGAAGAAGGAACGGCUCAGGAAAGCGCCACGACGGCAACUACAGUGUCAGUGGAACGACAGUCUUCAUCACCAAAAUCCGACCAGAACUGGACUUAGGGGACCAAGUGGCGGGUCAAUCAUGGCUGCUGUCAUGACUCAGUCGUGGAUGUGGACAUGCUGGAUCCUCUUCAGCUGGAUGUGUGUUGGUCGGACCGAGGCAGGACCACACUACCUGGUUGGAAUCCCCGCAACUCUGGAAGCUGGAGCUGACACCAACUUCUGUGCGAGUCUGCUGCAACCCAAUGAGACUCUGACAAUGACGGUGUCUUUGAAGUCCAAAGAGGAAAUGAUCCUUUUCCGAGAGACAUCCAGCAAAGAUUUCCACAAGUGCAUCAGUUUUAAGGUUCCGGUUCCAAACGAUGAUGAAGAGGUACGGGAAAUGGUAGUGGAAGUACAAGGUGCAACGUUCUACUCAAGAGAGGUCAGGAAAGUCUUGAUCAAAGUCUAUGAACCGAUGACCUUCGUCCAAACUGAUAAACCCAUCUACCUCCCAGGACAAACCGUGCAAUUCCGAGUUGUAUCGAUGGACACAAAGUUCAGACCUGCCUUUCGGCUGUACAACACCAUUGAAAUUGAGGAUCCUAACAGAAACCGCAUUGGACAGUGGCUGAACCAAACAUCCGAAAGUAAAAUCUUACAGCUGUCUUACUCCUUGAACUCGGAGGCACGGGAAGGAACCUACCAACUCAUCGUGUCAGUGGGCGAAAUGAAAAUGUACCAGGACUUUAAGGUGGAGAAAUAUGUUCUGCCAAAAUUUGAUGUAAAGAUAGAGGGACCGGAUAAAGUGGCAGUUAUUGAGGAUGACCUUAUCUUUGACGUGUGCGCACAGUACACAUAUGGACAGCCUGUGCCAGGCAGCGCCGCAAUUAAGGUGUGUCGACCCUUGUAUUCCUACAUUUAUUUGAAUUCCGGAACGCCAAAUGGAGCUCCUGAGAUAAAGCCCCCAUGCUACGAGGACAAAAAGCAGACUGAUAAGAAAGGCUGCGCCAGCUUUACUGUGAAGUUGUCCACUUUCACAAAAAUUGACCAAAAGGCAGUUCAAGAUGUCCUGGAAGUCGAAGCUCAGGUGAAAGAAACAGGAACAGACAUUGCACUAACCAGUUUCUCAAGAACGCAAAUUUCCUAUGUGAUUGGAAAGCUGUCAUUUGUGGAUAUGGAUAAGAUUUAUGAGGAAGGAACAACCGUGUACGGAAAAGUUAAAGCAGUCCACUACAACGAUACUCCCAUUGCUGACAUGGACGUGUACCUGCUGGAGGGUCAGAGCUGGAUGCCACGUCUUCUGAAGAAUCUCACAACCAACAGUGACGGUUUUGCGAAAUUCUCACUAAACACUGAUGACCUCAAGGGCGACAUUCAGCUCUACGUUAGCGGCUCGGCAAACCUGAACUUUCCAUAUAGAGCCCCUCACUAUGAAAAUGGAGAGCACACCUUGUCCUUGUUUCAAGAACCUUCUCCUCACACCAAGUCUGUCAGCUACCUGAUGGUGAAGAAGAUGGAGAACCCAAUUCCUUGUGACGCAAAUGCGGAAAUCACCGUCCAAUAUGCCAUAGCUGGAGAGUCUCGGGGCUACGCAGAUAUUAUUUAUCUGGUCUUAUCCAGAGGUGCCAUUGUUUUCCAAGGAGCACAGAAGAUUAGAGUUGAAGAUGGAUCAGUCAAUGAGGGUGAGAUGACUUUCCAGUUGCCCGUUUCCCCGGCGAUGGCACCAGCUCUCCAGGUUGUUGCCUAUGCUGUGCUUCCCAGUGCGACUGUGGUUGCCCACAGUGAGGACUUCACCACUGACACGUGCUUCACGAACAAAGUCUCUGUGGAAUUUUCUCCACCAUCAGCUGUCCCAGGAGAAGAAACCACCUUGCAAGUGACAGCUGAGCCAAACUCUCUUUGUGGGGUGAGCGCUGUCGACCAGAGUGUCCUCAUCAAAGAGCCUGGAAAGACCUUGAAUGCAGAUAAGAUAUUUGGCUUGCUGCCCGUCAAAAAAGCAACAUAUUAUCCAUACAGCGUUGAAGAUUCAGUGGAAUGCUUGCUUGUCAGGCCGAGGAGAUCCAUUUUACCGUACCCCGGGGGUGACAUUAGUGAUCCUUAUACAGUUUUCCAGGGUAACGGGCUGAAGAUGGCAACAAAUUUGUUCAUUCGAGUGCCCUCUUGUCUGAAGUAUCUGGGAAGAGAAUAUAACAGGCCCUACGGAUAUUAUUCAGGUAUUGCUUUGAGGUAUGAGAGUGCUCCAAACGUGGCUGUAGCGGUGGACCUGGCAGCUGGUCCUAUGGGAGGAGGAUUCUCUCAUGAAGCCCCAAUUGAGACGAUUCGCAAUUUCUUCCCAGAGACGAUGUUGUGGAGCCUUGUGGAAGUUGGGAACUCUGGCACACAGGAUGUGGCUGUCACCGCCCCGGACACCAUCACUACAUGGGAGACCGAGGCUUUCUGCCUGUCGUCUCAGGGUUUUGGAUUGGCUCCUCGUCAGAAGUUAACUGUCUUCCAGCCUUUCUUCCUCGAGCUCACGCUUCCUUAUUCCAUCAAACGCGGGGAACAUUUUGAGCUGAAAGCAACCACCUUCAACUUCCUGUCCAAAUGCAUCAUGGUCAGCGUGACUCCAGCUCCCUCCGAUGCGUACGCCCUCACUGCCCUUUCUGGUGAUCUGUACAAUUCCUGCUUGUGCGGCAACGAGCGUAAGACUGUCAGAUGGACUAUGGCCCCUUCAAACUUGGGGACUGUCGAAGUGACUGUCACUGCUGAGGCUGUGCCAUCCCGUGCCUCUUGUGACAACGAGGUUGUUAGCGUGCCAGCAAGAGGUCGUAGAGAUGUUGUCACACGCUCGCUCAUUGUGAAGGCAGAGGGAUCUGAGAUGACGCAGACUUACAACUGGCUGCUGUGCCCCAAAGGAGAGAGUUUGAAGGAGGAAGUAGAGAUUGAACUCCCCAAGGAUGUGAUUAAAGGAUCGGCCCGUGGCUUAUUGUCUGUUCUGGGUGACAUCUUGGGCCGGGCUUUGAAGAACCUCGAAGGGCUGCUGAAGAUGCCGUAUGGAUGCGGGGAGCAAAACAUGGCGCGCUUGGCUCCAAAUGUUUACAUCCUCCAGUAUCUUAAACAGACCAACCAGCUGACACCAGCCAUCGAGGAAAAGACUCUAAAGUUCCUGACCAGUGGCUACCAGAGACAACUGAACUACAAACAUGGCAGUGGCGGAUACAGCACUUUUGGAACAGGGAAGGAAAACACUUGGUUGACUGCUUUCGUGGCGAGAGUCUUUGGCAAAGCAAUGUCUUUUAUUUACAUUGACCCCUCCACUUUGGAAGAUUCCAAGAACUGGCUGAAACAACAACAAAAGGACAAUGGUUGUUUCCAACAGUCUGGAAGACUUUUCCAUAACAGAAUGAAGGGUGGUGUUUCGGAUGAAGUGACUCUCACUGCUUACAUCACUGCUGCCUUUUUGGAGAUGAAUAGCUCUGUGAAGGAUCCCGUGGUGACCAAGAGCCUGUCCUGCCUCAGGGAGACCACUGAUGACAUCAACAAUAUUUACACAACAGCUCUGAUGGCCUAUGUCUUUACCUUGGCUGACGACCAGGAGACCCGUGCUAAGCUUCUGCAGCAGUUGGACAAUGUUAAAAUACAACAAGGUGGUUUGAUUCACUGGUCGCAAAAGUCAUCAGAGACCUCAGCCUCUCUGUCUGUGGAGAUCAGCUCCUACGUGCUGCUGGCCAAACUUAGUGGCACUCCUUCCGCUGAAGACCUGGGUUAUGCCUCCAGCAUUGUCAGAUGGCUGACGAGGCAGCAGAAUUAUUAUGGAGGCUUUGCUUCUACUCAGGACACAGUGGUGGCCCUCCAGGCUCUCUCCCUUUACUCCACUCUGGUGUUCAGUCCAGGCGGUUCAAGCACAGUGACGGUCGUGUCUCCCAGCGAACAGUUGACGUUUGAUGUCAACCAGAAUAACAAACUGCUUUACCAAGAGAAGGUGCUGAAGGACGUCGAAGGAAAGUACAAUGUGGAGGUGAAGGGAUCGACAUGCGCUGCCGUGCAGCUUUCUCUGCUGUACAACAUCCCGACACCCACCACUGUCACCACCCUCACUGUCAGUGUGCGGCCAGAAGCCAACUGCACGAUCCAGACAAGCAGACCCAAAUUGACCCUGAAGAUAAAAUCUAUAUACAGUGGGAAGGAGAGCAGUACCAACAUGGUGAUCCUGGAAAUCAAUCUGCUGUCUGGUUUUAAACCUGAGUCUGAGUCUUUGAAGAGGCUGAAAGGGGCCCUGCUGGUUGAGAGAGUUGAGGAGAAGGAAGAUCAAGUACUCGUGUACUUAAAGGAGCUACCAAAGGACAUAGCAAUUAACCAUAGCUUGGAUCUGGUACAAGAAAUCCCCGUAAAUGGCCUGAAGCCAGCUAUUGUCAAGAUCUACGACUAUUACCAGCCAAGUGACCAGGGAGAGGCAACCUACAAUUAUGUUUGUUUGCAAGAAGCUUGAAGCAUGGCCAGUCUCCAUCGCAGAUUCUGUAUCAAAACAACUGUUUUGAUAGUUUGUAUAACUCCAUGUCUGUUUGUGUAACACAGUUAACAUUUUGUCAAGUUAUCAAAAUGACUCCUGUGAAAUGCUCACACUGACAAUGAAAUAAAGCAAUUUAAAAAGGC
Molecule: messenger RNA, 4655 nt
Organism: Dunckerocampus dactyliophorus (ringed pipefish)
Lineage: Eukaryota; Metazoa; Chordata; Actinopteri; Syngnathiformes; Syngnathidae
Product: alpha-2-macroglobulin-like
Exons: 38
Coding region: 4-4491 (1495 amino acids)
Cellular component (GO): extracellular region
Molecular function (GO): endopeptidase inhibitor activity
Source: RefSeq, a predicted model, not a curated record